AGUGGCACCUUUGGGGUCAGGUAGCUCAGGGCAUAGGGACAAGGGAACUGGGAUGUAGGGACAGAAGGGGACAAGAACGGUGAGGAUGUGGCCAUGGGGAUGGGAUCAUGAGCUGGUGGGGGUGACCUGGGCCAGCAUGGGCUGUGUCUGUGGUGUCCUCGUGCCUGAGGUGUCCACAGUGUCCCCAUGUUGUGCUCCAGCCCACGGUGGCCUCAGUGUCCCUGUUCCCAAGGUAUCUGUGCCACAGGGAUGUGGUGCAUUGGUGGCUGUGACACAGACAUGUCCCCCUGCCUCGCCAAAUCUUUUUGGGACCACCCAGACACACUUACCCACAAGAACUGCUGUCCCCAUGGGGACAGUUUGGGGACAGCCCCACACCCUGUGCCCCCGGUGCUGCUGUCCCUGCAGUGCCACCCCCACCCAGCCCUGUCCCUUCUCCCUUCCAGCACAGACCCUCGGCCUCGCUGGUGAGUCCUCGGGGGAUGCCAUGGCCCCACCCCGCUGUCCCCAGCCCCGCGCUGGCCCUGCCAGGCUGGUGUCCCCUGUCACCCACAGGUGCCCGGACCACCCAGCUCCUCGUGGAGCCCCCAUGGAGGCCGGCGGUGACGUGGGACCAGGUGACACUGACCUGUCAGGGCUUGGGGACCGCCAGUGCUACCACCUGGUACAAGGAUGGGCAGCGCUGGGGGCAGAAGGGACGCAACCAUGUCACUGUCACCGAGAGUGGCACCUACACGUGUUACAGACCCGGGACCGGGCACAGCCCCUCUGUGACAAUCUUAAAUGACUGGCUGGCGCUGCAGGUGCCGGUGCGGGAGCUGCUGGAGGGGGACACGGUGACACUGCGCUGCCGGGGCUGGCAGAACAACACUGUCACCUCGGUGUCCUUCUACCGCAAGGAGACAAAACUGGAGGGGUCCCGCGAUGGCACCGAGCUGUCCCUGCACCCUCUGCAGCUGAGCCACAGCGGCAACUACAGCUGCAAGGGCCUGGUGGGAUCCUGGGUGUUGCAUGAGUCAGCACCGGUGACAAUGACAGUGCACGCCAGGUUAAAGUUGCAGGUGUCGGCGCGGGAGCUGCUGGAGGGGGAAACGGUGACACUGCGCUGCCUGCGCUGGCAGAACAACCCGGUCACCGGAGUGCGAUUCUAUCAUGGGGACAAGGAGGUGGGGAGGCCCCUCAAUGGGACCGAGCUGUCCCUGUCCCCUCUGCAGCAGAACCACAGCGGCCGCUACAGCUGCAGGGGCCGGGUGGACUCCGGAGUGUCACUGUGGGCAAAGUCGGCACCAGUGACAGUGACAGUGCACGAGCUCUUCUCGCUGCCGGUGCUGGAGGGUCCCCCCGAGCCCACCCUGGGGUCCCCCCUGACUCUCAGCUGCCUCAGCACCCCCAGCCCCCUGCGGCCCCCAGCCCCCCUCCUGCACGUGUUCUACCGGGACGGGCAGGUGCUGGGGGGCCCGCAGGUGUCCCCGCAGCUGCUGGUGCCCAGCGUGGGGGUCUCCCACUCGGGGAAUUACAGCUGCCAGGUGCGCUCCGAGAGGGGGUCUGUGCGGAAGAUCAGCGCCCGGCUCCGCGUCACGGUGCGCAUGCCCGUGGCCAAUGCCACCAUCACCCCCGGUCCCCUGGCACACCAGGUGCACCCAGGUGACAACGUGACCCUGCGCUGCCCAGUGCAGGUGGGCUCAGCCCCUGUCACCUUCGCCUGGCUGCACAAUGGGCAGGAGGUGGCCCGGGGUCCCCUCCUGGAGCUCAGGGACAUCGAUGUGGGACAUUCGGGCACCUACCAGUGCGUGGCCACCAACCAGCUGGGACAGGAUGGGCACCGCGUGUUCCGGGCACUCAGCCCAGAGCUGGAACUGGAGGUGACACCUGGCUCACCCUGGGUCACAGUGGCCGCAGGGGUCGGUGGGGCCCUUUUGUUCCUGCUCCUGCUCGUGGGUGUCAUUGUGGCCUGGCACUGGUGGCACCGUGUGGAUGCCAGGAAGCACCAGGAAAGGGCACCCCCAGAGCCCCUGGCACCCUCCGUGGAGGAUCCUCAGGUGACAUACAUGGAGCUGCAAUGGCAACCGUGGGAACCCAGGGACAUCUAUGACAAUCUACACCAGAAGUUGUGAUGCUCUGGGAAGCGGGAGGCACUGGGUGACACUGGGGGUGCUCCCUCCAUGGCUCCUGUGCUUGCCCAUCCUUCCAAGGGAGGUGGGCAUGGGUCAGGGGGAGGCUACACAGGGCACCCUCUGCUCCCCAUUUCCUCUCCCACUACCCCCAAGGGCUCCCCCAUCCCUUUGCUCAUACCUGCAGGGGCUCCCCAGCCCCAUCCCAGUGCCCAAGUACCCUCAGUGACUGCCCCAUUCUCUCCCCACAGUGCUUGCAGUACAGCCAGGGCUUCCCCAUUCCCCCUCCCACUACCCCUGUCCCAUCCCGCUGUAAAAGGGGGAGUUGGGGAGGAUUCCUUCUGAAAGGUUUCUCAGAUGAAAAUGAAGCACAAACAUGGCUAUAUUA
This is a messenger RNA of Haemorhous mexicanus (house finch), 2499 nucleotides long. RefSeq names its product Fc receptor-like A. The coding region runs from base 483 to 2114 and encodes 543 amino acids. The record is from RefSeq and is a predicted model, not a curated record. The transcript is spliced from 8 exons. NCBI's taxonomy places the organism in Eukaryota, Metazoa, Chordata, Aves, Passeriformes, Fringillidae. Gene Ontology annotation, biological process: cell surface receptor signaling pathway. Gene Ontology annotation, molecular function: transmembrane signaling receptor activity.